This is a messenger RNA of Micropterus dolomieu (smallmouth bass), 5951 nucleotides long. RefSeq names its product A disintegrin and metalloproteinase with thrombospondin motifs 14. The record is from RefSeq and is a predicted model, not a curated record. Gene Ontology annotation, molecular function: metalloendopeptidase activity. Bases 18 to 3752 code for a protein of 1244 amino acids. NCBI's taxonomy places the organism in Eukaryota, Metazoa, Chordata, Actinopteri, Centrarchiformes, Centrarchidae. Gene Ontology annotation, biological process: proteolysis; extracellular matrix organization. The transcript is spliced from 22 exons. Gene Ontology annotation, cellular component: extracellular matrix.
ACACUAUAGCCCUCGCUAUGGAUUGUAUGUAUUUAUUCAUGUGCUUUUCACUCAGUCAAGUAUUUUUGGAUCAUAUUUUCGCUGCAGAAACACAUGAAAAACUCUCUGGAAAGUUAAGUGAAUAUGGUCUUAUCGUGCCAUUCAGCACAGACUCCCAUGGCCGGUACAUUUCUCACGUGGUCUCUGCUGGAAGUGGAAGUAAAGGUGGUUGUGCAGCUGCUGCUCCUGAUGGUGCCUCCUCAAACUUUGGCAGCAGAAGAAGGGCGGCCCGCAGUGCCCCCGAGAUGCCCUCGGUCACCUCCGCCCCGGCUCAGCACUUGUUUUUCAAUGUCACUGUGUUUGGGAAAGAACUACACCUCCGUCUGAGGGCCAACAGGAGGCUAGUGGCCCCGGGGGCUUUUGUGGAAUGGCAGGAGGACUUUGUGGAAAAGGCCAAGGAACAUAUCCACAGGGACUGUGUUUUUACUGGAGAUGUGAGUGACAUGCCAGAAGCCUCUGUGGCUAUCAGCAAUUGUGAUGGACUGGCCGGUCUGAUCCGGACUGAUAAUGGGGAGUUUUUCAUUGAGCCCCUCGAGAAGGGCCAACAGGAUGUGGAAGUGAAGGGGCGUGUCCAUGUGGUCUACCGCAGGUCAGCCAUCAAACGUGAGACGGGCCAGCGGAGGGAGGACCUCCACAAUGAAGUGGUAGACUUCGGGAUCGCAAAGCUCCCAGCGGCUCUGGAUCUCGUCGAACAUAAACUUUCUGAGUCGGAGCGCAAGAGGAGGCACGCGAAGAAAGACGACUACAACAUUGAGGUGCUGCUGGCUGUGGACGACUCUGUGCUGCGCUUCCAUGGCAAGGAGCAUGUGCAGAAUUAUGUUCUUACACUCAUGAACAUAGUUGAUGAAAUCUACCACGAUGAAUCUUUGGGAACCAACAUCAACAUUGUUCUUGUCCGCAUGAUAAUGGUCGGGUACCGACAGUCUAUAAGCUUGAUUGAGCGUGGCAACCCAUCCCGCAGCCUGGAGCAGGUGUGCCGAUGGGCCAACACGCAGCAGCGCCGCGACCCCGACCACUCCGAGUACCACGAUCACGCCAUCUUCCUCACAAGGCAAGAUUUUGGUCCCGCAGGUAUGCAAGGUUACGCUCCGGUUACAGGGAUGUGCCACCCACUGAGGAGCUGCACUCUGAACCACGAGGACGGCUUCUCCUCUGCCUUUGUGGUUGCUCAUGAAACCGGCCAUGUGCUAGGCAUGGAGCAUGAUGGCCAGGGAAAUCGUUGCGCUGAUGAGACCAGUAUGGGCAGCAUCAUGGCUCCACUUGUCCAAGCAGCUUUCCACCGCUAUCACUGGUCACGUUGCAGCAAGCAGGAGCUCAAUCGAUACAUCCACUCCUAUGACUGCCUGCUGGAUGAUCCCUUUGAACACAAGUGGCCCAAGCUUCCUGAGCUCCCUGGAAUAAAUUAUUCAAUGGACGAGCAGUGCCGCUUUGAUUUUGGUGUUGGUUACAAAAUGUGCACUGCUUUUCGAACCUACGAUCCUUGCAAGCAACUGUGGUGCAGUCACCCUGACAACCAGUACUUUUGUAAAACCAAAAAAGGUCCUCCGGUGGAUGGAACAGAGUGUGCUCCAGGAAAGUGGUGCUUCAAGGGCCAUUGCAUCUGGAGAUCCAGCCAGCAGCCCCAGGGCCACGAUGGGAGUUGGGGCUCCUGGUCAAAGUUUGGCUCUUGCUCCAGAACAUGUGGGGGUGGAGUUCGCUCCCGCAACAGACAGUGCAACAACCCUCCGCCUGCCUACGGCGGUCGAGAUUGCCCUGGCUCUGCUUUCGACUACCAGAUGUGCAACACAGAGGAGUGUGCUGGCACUUACGAGGACUUCCGUGCUCAGCAGUGCAUCCAGAGGAGCAACAAAUACCACAAAAACAUCAAGCACACCUGGCUACCGUAUGAGCACCCAGAUGAGGCCCGUAAGUGUGAGCUGAGCUGCAAGUCAAAGGAAACAGGGGAGGUGGUGUUCAUGAACCAGGUGAUGCAUGAUGGGACCCGCUGCAGCUAUUCAGACCCCUUCAGCGUGUGCGCUCGAGGAGAGUGUCUGCAUGUAGGCUGCGACAAGGAGGUCGGCACUUACAAACAAGAGGACAAAUGUGGAGUGUGUGAAGGGGACAACUCCCACUGUCGCACUGUGAAGCUGACACUCACCAAAACACCCAAAAAGAACGGAAUGCUGAAAAUGUUCGACAUCCCAAUAGGAGCCCGCCACAUAGUUAUCGAAGAGAACGAGACCUCCCCUCAUAUAAUUGCUGUGAAGAAUCAAGUUACUGGAAACUUCAUACUCAAUGCAAAAAGUGAAGACGCUGAAUCAAAGACCUUCAUCGAAAAUGGUCUACAAUGGGAGUAUUCCAUCGAUGGUGAGAAGGAGACCCUGAAAACAUCUGGUCCUCUGCAUGAAGGCAUUGUAGUGCUGGUAAUUCCCCAGGAAGAAGACGCGAAGAUCAGCUUGACAUAUAAGUAUAUCAUACAUGAGGACCUGUUACCGCUUAUUACCAACAACAAUGUUCUUCUGGCUGAACUUGACACUUAUGAGUGGGCACUGAAAAGCUGGUCUCAGUGCUCCAAACAUUGUGGGGGAGGCAUACAGUACACAAAAUAUGGAUGCAGAAGGAAGAGUGACAGCCGUUUGGUUCAUCGUAACUUUUGUGAAACCAGCAAAAAGCCCAAACCCAUCCGGAAACGCUGCAAUGUCCAAGAGUGCAGCCAGCCCACGUGGGUGGUGGAAGAGUGGAGUCCCUGCAGUAAAACCUGCGGGAAGCUCGGCUACCACACCAGGGUGGUGCAGUGCAUGCAGGCGCUCCACAACGGCACCAACAGGCCUGUCCACAGCAAACACUGCACUGAGGAUCGCCCAGAGACCAGGAGAGCCUGUAACCACACAAUAUGCCCCGCCCAGUGGAGGACAGGGGCAUGGUCUCAGUGUUCGGUGACCUGUGGCGAGGGGAUUCAGCAAAGACAGGUGGUUUGCAAGGCCAGCGACAACACCAUUGGCGAAUGUGAGGGCGAGAAGCCAGAAACAGUCCUCAUUUGCAAACUCAGUUCUUGUCCAGGACAGCCAGUGUCAUCUCUUGACAUCGAAACAAUGGAUAACUCCUCAAUAAAAGACGAAGCUGUACACCAAAGGGCUCCUGAAAACCCUGUCCACAAAAUCUCUUCAAAUGAGCCAUGUCUGGGGGAUAAAUCUAUUUUCUGUCAAAUGGAGGUUCUUGCACGUUACUGUUCCAUUCCUGGAUAUAAUAAGCUUUGUUGUGAGUCUUGCAACAAGAAAGACAACCUUGACACACAUAGUCCUGACUUCCAAAACACACCAGUGUCCUCAUUGGAAACUGAGACCUCCACUCCUUCUCACCCUGCAUCACCCAAGGCUCCCGCAUCCACUACAACCCAGAGCCCGCCGCAAACCACUAAAGCCAUUGGCAGACGGCUUCGCUCCACUGCCCCGGUGCCAACCACGGCUACCGCUGCUGAAGCCUCUCCAUCGACGGGUGCUGCUCUGACCCAGGGUCCCACCAGCGACUCCUUCCUCACAGCUGCAAAGGGAGACUUACACACGGGGCCUCUUCUACCUCCAGGGCCGACACGGCCCACAGCAGCCUCCAGUGGAGGUGCCUCUGAAGAGCACAGUCCAAACAGCACUUUAGGCCCAGUUGCUGCCAGGUCAAGAAGGGACAAUUUAGGAUCCGAGAGGGACUCGAGUCACAGAACCCUGUCAGCUCAGAAAUGAACAGUGAGCGAUGUUGUGAACGUGCUGGGCAGUGAGUCUCAUACAUCAGCUCACCCUUUGAAGCAUCCAAUAGACUCGCAGUCUCGCUGCAGAUAUUUUAUUUCUUUUUUACAAAGAUUUUUGUUUUUCCAUGCCAGUGAACUUAGACCAGACCAGUGAUGGUUACCUCAUCAAAACUCCGGAGUGAUCCGUGUGCAGCGGCGCUCUGCCCUCUGUGCUUCAAAUAUGAAACGGGAAAAAAAAGUUGUCAGGUGCUGUAAACUAAAACUACAAGACGUGUUCAAAAUGUGAUGACUGCAUUGCUACAUUCAUGUUUUUAUCUGUGUACACUUGUGUAAGCCUGUUUUUUCAAGUGCAUUAGAACUACUAUUGAACUUGUUUUGUGAACAUGUGAGGAGAGGUCAAAGGCCAUGGUUUUGGAGGUGCACGUGUCAACUAUGGAGACUAGAGUGUGCCACCAGAAAAAUUAUAGACCCUGCCAGUGGUCACUUAUAAUCAAUUAAUAUAUUGCUAAGUUAAAAAAUAUUUAUUACAUUUUAAUGAUGCACUGAAUAAAGCAAAGUCAAUUUGCAGAUGUAUAAUUUGAAUUUCUUAUUCUGUUUUAAGAAUUAAUAGAAUUUUAAAAUAUAAUUGCAAAAAUAUUUUUAAAAAAGCUUUUAAAUUGUAUUUCUUUUAUUCCAUUUACUAAUGUUUGUCAUAAUUCAUUGUCUGCUACACUUUCCAUUUCGUGAUUCCUGUGGCUCAUGUGCUCAGCCAAGGGUUCAAAGUAAAAAAAUGCACCUAUUUGUGCCUCAAAGGCUCACUAAUUACAUAAUUUUAUAUCAUGUUUCUUUAAUCUAUAUGCAAACUUAUGUAAAAACAGUUUUUGGUUUGGUCGUCGUCACCAAGAAAUAGCUACUGCCCCUAAAACCAACAUUUUUAGGUUUUUUGUUCACAGUUUUUAGAGGUGUUGAUAGAUGUAUUUCUUCACUUUGGAACAUCCCCUUGUUUCCAGUCUUUAUGCUAAGCUAGGCUAAUCACUUCCUAGCUCGGGGCUUUACGUUUGCUGUACAGACAUGAGAUUGGUAUCAAUUCAGUUAAAUUAAAUCAAAUUCCAUGGGGCUGUUUUGACAUGGGAAACAGACAUAUAAAUUGCCAAAGCAAGUGUGAAAGAAAAACAUGUGCAUAAACAAAAUAAUCUUAUCAAUAAUAGCAUAUUUCCCAAAAUGUCCAAAUUGGUAUUUUAUUGAUAAUUUGUACUUAGAUUGUUUCAUUUCAGAUUAUUAAAAUGCAAAUGUAAUCAAUCAAUUCAUAAUGGCUUUUAAAAUGUAUCUAACUGAUUAUAAUAAAACACCUGUUAAGUCUAUAAUCAUUUCAGUGGCACACUCCAGACUCCAUGGUCAUCACUCCCGGCAGGGAGCUUCAUAGCUUCUCUGUCCCCGGUGCUCUUUUUUUUUGUUGUUUGUUCCCAAAUCCAACUACUGGUGAUUAUCAUCACUGGUAAAAAAAAUAAAUAAAUAAAUAAAAAAUCAUAACUGUUUGUAAGCCCACUCCACUUUAGCAUGCCCAGUGUCUGUUUUGGAUGUCAGUCACUUACGCUUUCAAAACAAAAAGAUACAUGAAAAAACUCAUUAUGUUAUUUUUUGUAACUGAUAUGUUUUUAGAUAAUAUGUAUAUAGUGUAAAUUUCAAGCAAUGAAAAGAAAUUGACAACCAGGAUUACAGAAAGUAUGUUGUAAUUGGAAAAUACCGGCGGUGCUGUAAGUCUGCAGCCUGUGGUUGGUCAUACUGUUACACCAUUCCUGCAUUGCAGUUCAUAACGUCAUUAUGUUUAUUGUAUAGUUCUUGUAUAUAAGUACGUGAAUGAAAGCUUUAAAUGUUAAUAUUUAUUGAAUUUUUAAGUGGUAUGGAAAACAAAGUAAAACAUGUUUGAAAGAACUGAAAUUCUUGUUAUUUCACAUGCUGUAUUUAGCAUACAUGUACUGUUGUUAUAUUUAGCUUUUGAGAUGUUUCUUACUUGGCUUCCUUUUAGUGGUACGACUAUGUGAAAAAACAUUUGUAAAAGCUUUAUUCUGCCUGAAUUGCGUCAUGUAGAUUUACUGUAUUUGAGUUGAGAAGAGGCACCUGGAAUGUCAUGUUACUAUUGAUGGCUGUUCAAAAUAUUUUUACAUUGUGAAAAUGGAAGCAAAAUAGACACAUUCAAGCACUUUAUUAAUUUUGU